AUGUUUUCCCACUGGAACCAGGAGAACACUGACGAAUUCUCAGUGAUCCCAACCCCCGGUCUCCUGAAAUCACCCAUCAGGACAUCGAGUGUCGGCUCGACAAUCUUGCCACGAGCGGUCGGGCUUCACCACUCCGAUCUUGAAUUGGCCAAGUUACCCGAGAGAGGGGUUCACUCGGGGGAAGGAUCAAUUGUCGGUCCAAAUUCUGGGCGACUUGAACUGAGACGUUAUCAGAGACUCCGCUGGGACGAUGAGGAUUCCGUGCUCGCCAGGAGAAGCGGCAGCAGGAGAACUUGUUUCGGAGGAGGUUACCUCUCCGGCUUGGUGAUCCCGCAGACCCCUAUCUGUCAUGGUUGGGGCAGGGGUAUUGUCAACGAUGCCCAAACCUGCUGUAUCAUCUCCGUUGUCCAGCUCCUCCUCCACCUCCCUCCGAUUCAUUCGGCGAUCCGGAACCAUGUGGCUGGGGGACAUGAAAGCCUGUUCGAGCAGCUGGCUACCAUCCGACAACACUCGUUCGGAGGGGAUAGAGAUCGUCCGAUGUCCUCCAAAUUGGUACAGGACAUCUACCCUCUCCUGCAAAACGAGGGUGUCGACGUACAACUUGGAGAGCAGUUGGACAUCAUGGAGGUCCUCCCGGCCAUGGUUGGCCACCUAGACCGGGACCUACGGAACAACGACUCCCACGUUUCUUUGGUUGGGGAAUGGUCAAUGGACCUACAGUGCCCCCGUCACCCUGACCCCUGGCCGGUUGCAUGUCCCAUUCUUUCGGGGACAGGUGUUGUUUCGUGGUCCCAUGGCGCCGCAGCCAACGUUCAACAGUGUUGCCCGGAUUGUCGAUCCGACGUUGCUGUCAUGGUGACCGCUCCGGAUGUCCUUUUCUCCCUGUGUGGACACCCGCAGGCUCAACUGCCACCGGCUGUGAGUUUUACCUGUGGGGACGAGGUGAUCACUUAUGUCCCACACGGCGGAAUUUACCACCUGGGAGAGGACCGCGGGGCUGGGCAUUUCGUAACCCACGUGAAAUCCCCUUUCGAAGGCAGUGGAGAGAGUUGUUGGUUGCUGGACGACCAACACCAGCCAAAGCCAAUCCACGGCCAACCAGAAGGGGCUUUAGUGGCCAUAGCAUGGGUCAAAAGGGAUCCAACCUCAUUGCCUUCCGGGUCCCUUCCCUCCACAUCGUCCUCCACUGUCCCCGCCCCCCCGAAGCCGCUUCCAUCAUGUCCAGAAGUGCCGAAGGAGUCCCUCACUGUCCCUGCUCCUGCCAAGACUCGUCCCGCUCCUACGAAGACUCAUCCCGCUCCUACGAAGACUCGUCCCGCCCCUACGAAGACUCGUCCGGCUCCUACGAAGACUGGUCCCUCCAAGUCAGCCAAAUCACUGUCGGCCGCUUUGGUUACUCCGACAAUGUCGCCUGUAGAGAAAAUGGCCGAUCAUUGUUGUCCCUCCUUUACUUCAGCAUUGGUGGAAGCACUACGGCCUGUAUUUCACGGUAGCGCUGAUUCCGUUGUGGGGAAGUGGGAGGAUGCAGUGAGAGCUUCAAAAAGCUCUGCUGCUGAUCUGGUUUUGGAAGAUGCAGUGGCGGAUGAGAGAGAGCAGAGGUAUCUUGCCAGCUGUCGCAAGCAUGGGGUGGAUUAUCCAGGCAUGGCCAGACCCAACGGCUCCGAUCAAGAUGGCAUCGCUAUGCUGCUUUGCUGGCCCCCUCACCAUCCGCAUCCCCGUGUCCUGACAACCGCCAAAUGGACUCCCCGAUGUCUGAUCCGGAAGGGUCAUCAAGGCUACUCUUUAGAAGCUUUGGAGGUGAAACAGCCGGGGAUUGAUCACCAGAAGCUUCCUGCUUGGCGAAGACCCGUGCGAGCAAUGGCGACGACCUUUCCCUUCGCCCAACGGAGCCCGGCGCACCUUGAAGCAUUGUCGGAAAUGUUCGAAACCUCGCUACAACGGGUCAAAGAGGUAUCUACCUCGCGGACAUCCAAGCCCUCUUUGACCAUCGCACAAGGGACAUUUGCCAAAGAGUCAGUUCUUCUGGCAUUGGCCGGUCUUACCAAUCGGGAACUCAGAAAACACGACUUUUGCCUUAAGUUCCCAGCAUCGUUCAUCUCUCACACCAACCCGAACGAUUGUGCGCUCGUCCGAGGGGUCGCCUUUUACACAAGUGUAAAUUCCCUCGACAAAUCUGUCCACAAUUCCCUCGACAGUUCUUCCCCGCACCAAACACUUCGUGGCGUUUUUCUCUUCAUCUCUCACGGCUCGCAGGGCUGGUACGCCAUCGGGCACGGCUCUCCAGACUCAGCCAUUCGCGGCUACGCACUCGACAUGGCGGUGAAUUAUGCCAUGUCAUUACAGAAUGUGAAAGUCCCGGGAGACGAGUAUUGGCUCUACACGACCUCUUCAUGGCCGACGGGGGAGAUAUCGUUUCGCCAAAUGAACGAAGAACUCAUCAAGCAGAGAGGUCGAGAGAUAACGUCAGGAGACGUGGUAGACAAGGACAACCUUUCUCCCCGACUGCUUUCUUGGAUUGACGCCCAAUGUUUGGAGUUAUUACCAGUGGAUCUCACAAUUGGGCACACUUUCCUCUUUACCGUUCUGAGUGCGUUGCGCCGAAGGGAGAGUGACUUGGUCCCGAAGGAAGUCAAGAACAGCCGGGUAGCACAAGCACACGCCACACGGAAAGCAAAUCUCGCGAUGCGGACUGAAGCGGAGGUAAUAGAAGAUGCUCGUCGUGAACAACUUGCCCGAGCAGAACGUCAGAGACAAGGUCCCAGAGUACUUCGACCAGACGAUCGACGCCGAGGUCCGGAAGCACGAGCUCGAGGGCUGAAAGCACUCAGCAAGGUCACACCCGAGGUGAGGGCUAGAGCAGCGAAACCUAGAUGUGAAGCAAUCGGGAGACGUACCGCCGAAAGUGAACUCGAGACUGGUAAAGUGGUCUCAGCUGUGCUACAAGAAGAUGGAGGAUUUUUCCGCUGGAACGAGGUUGAUUGCGACGGCAUAGGUGCGACAUCGGCGAAUACAAGGACAGAUGGAUUGCCGGGUCAGAUGUUCACCAUCGCUGAAUGGUAUCGUGUGUCGAAAGCUUCAUCUGCCGGGUAUUCCGCCAUCGAGAUGUGGUGGUGUCAAGCAGGGUUACUUUAUGUUCGUUCAACCUGUCGCAAGUCAUCAUCAGUUUCUUCCUCUGUGGAUUCUCGGUUCUCUUCUAGUAACUCCGAGGUGCAACUCAACGUGACCAAUCGAUACUGCUUGUGGUGUAAGGCGACAAUCUUGGGGAGCGGGCCAAAGCCAAAAUGCAGACCUGUAGUAGGAUGGACGACCCUACGAGAGUUCAAGGUUUCAAAAAGAGACGCUGGACCGUCUCCUGAUAUGAAAAUUCCCGACCUUGCUCUUCGAAUGGAAAAAACUGUUGGGUUGGUGUACCACACUGGUGUCAGCCGCAGGGCCAGAAAGGGUGGUGAUAACGCCCCUGUGAGUCUCACGAUAGCCGCGGAUAAAAGCAGAGGUGCCCCAUUCUAUCUUGAUUUAGAACAGCUGCCUCCUCCGACCGUCACAUCGUUGUUCCCGAACCAAAAACGUAGACGAGCCAAAGAAGCGAUGCGCGACGAAAGGAAGAAAGCAGCCGCGACCACCGAAUCCGAUGCAUGUCAACCAUCUGAGCCGCCGAUACUCGAAAAUUCAAAUGAAUCAGCCAAUGAGGAGGUUUCACCUAGAAAAAAAGCAAGGAAGGAGAGCGAUAACAUAUCCGCCCAGUUGUCAGAUGUCCAAUAUGUUUCGAGCGAUGACAGUCCUAGCAUAAUACUUUUAUCAUCUCCUCUGCCUCUGGUAUCCACAGCUUUGCGACCUACGAACGAGACCUCAGUACGAGUACUUCCUCAUCCCCAAGUUGUAAAACCUUUAGCUCUGCGUCCGCCCCCGGAAUCAAAGACACGAACUACUCGGCAACGACGGAAGAAAUUCCCAGCUCAAUCCACAACUCUGUUGCGGGAUCCGGAUGGAAUGCUAUCCAUGGGGACACGCCAAACCGACCCAACUGAUAGGCGUGAACCGGGGAAGAAAGGUAACAACACUACAUGA
Molecule: messenger RNA, 4065 nt
Organism: Tremella mesenterica DSM 1558
Lineage: Eukaryota; Fungi; Basidiomycota; Tremellomycetes; Tremellales; Tremellaceae
Exons: 12
Coding region: 1-4065 (1354 amino acids)
Source: RefSeq, a predicted model, not a curated record